This is a messenger RNA of Meloidogyne enterolobii, 1804 nucleotides long. The record is from the annotation of a GenBank genome assembly. Lineage: Eukaryota; Metazoa; Nematoda; Chromadorea; Rhabditida; Meloidogynidae.
AAUGAUGGAUUUCGAUUAUGUUUGUCGACGAGAAACUCCUUCUGUUGUUGCAUCAACUUAUCCUUUUACAGGGGAUCAUAAACAAAAAUUUUAUUUUGGUCAAAAUGAAUUGCUUGUCCCAGCUUACAAAUCUAUGGAAAAGGCUUUUCGUUCCCACCCAGAUGCUUCUGUAAUGAUUACUUUUGCGUCUAUGCGUUCUGUUUUUGACACAGUCGUGGAAGCUCUUCAAUUCUCCGAUCAAAUUAAAGUUAUUGCAAUUAUUGCUGAAGGAGUACCUGAAAACCAAACAAGAAAAUUGAUCAAGAUUGCACGUGAAAAAGGUGUUGUUAUAAUUGGACCUGCAACUGUCGGAGGUAUUAAACCUGGAUGUUUCAAAAUUGGAAAUACUGGUGGGAUGAUGGAUAAUAUUUUGGCAUCAAAAUUGUAUCGUCCUGGAAGUGUUGCUUAUGUUUCUCGUUCUGGUGGAAUGUCGAAUGAAUUAAACAAUAUUCUUGCACACAAUACUGAUGGUGUUUUUGAAGGAAUAGCUAUUGGUGGUGAUCGUUAUCCUGGAUCAACAUUUACUGACCAUAUUUUACGUUUCCAAGAUGAUCCCAGAGUUAAAAUGCUUGUAUUACUUGGAGAACUUGGUGGAGAAGAAGAAUACAAGAUAGCCGAAGCGCUUGAAUCAAAAAGAAUUACCAAACCAUUAAUUGCCUGGUGUAUUGGUACUUGUGCUGAUCAUAUAGUUUCUGAUGUUCAAUUUGGACAUGCUGGAGCAUCCGCAAAUGCAGCAAGAGAAACGGCAAUGGCUAAAAAUAAAGCUUUAAAAUUGGCUGGAGCAUAUGUUCCUGACUCUUUUGAUGAUUUUGGAAUUUUGAUUGCCAAAGUUUAUGCUCAACUGGUAGCAAAUAGAACGAUAGUUCCCCAACCCGAAGAGCCUCCUCCACCUGUACCAAUGGACUAUGCAUGGGCUAAAGAGCUUGGUCUAAUCCGUAAACCUGCAUCAUUUAUGACUUCAAUAUGUGAUGAACGUGGUGAAGAACUUCUUUAUGCUGGCGUUCCAAUUAGUCGAGUACUCGAAAAUAAUGUUGGUGUUGGUGGAGUGCUUAGCCUUUUAUGGUUCCAGAAACGACUUCCAGACUAUGCAAAUCGCUUUAUUGAAAUUUGUUUAAUGCUGACUGCUGAUCAUGGUCCUGCUGUGAGCGGUGCACAUAAUACAAUUGUUUGUGCUCGUGCUGGAAAAGAUUUGAUUUCUUCAUUAGUUUCUGGCCUUUUAACAAUUGGUGAUCGCUUUGGAGGUGCUUUGGAUGGAGCAGCAAAAAUAUUUACUCAAGCUUUGGAUAAAGGUUUAAGCCCUAUGCAAUUUGUGAAUGAACAAAAGAAGUUGGGCCGAUUAAUUCCAGGAAUUGGACAUCGAGUCAAAUCUAUAAAUAAUCCAGACAAACGUGUUGAAAUAUUAAAAAAGUUUGCUUUGGAUAAAAAAGUUUUUAAACAAGAAACUCCAUUAUUUGAUUAUGCUUUAAAAGUCGAACAAAUUACUACUUCGAAGAAACCAAAUUUAAUUCUCAACGUUGAUGGAGCAAUUGGCACAAUUUUUGUUGAUAUUUUGCGUAAUUCUGGAAUGUUUACCGCACAAGAAGCAUUAGAAAUGGUGGAAAUUGGAGCUUUGAAUGGACUUUUUGUUUUGGGACGAAGUCUUGGAUUUAUUGGGCAUUAUCUUGACCAACGCCGACUUAAACAACCUCUUUAUCGCCAUCCUUGGGAUGAUAUAAGUUAUAUAAUGCCAGAAGCUGAUUAUGGAGAUACUCCUCCCAGCCUUUAA